AUGGUAGAUGCCCAACCGCUAGAUCGCAAAGAUGAGCAGGACGAUGAUCCUCAUGAUUCUUCGGAUUUUGAAUCACAAGAUGGCAGGCAAUCUGAAUCAAGGCGCAAGAAAAACAGGCGCUCCUGGGCACCAAAUCCAGCCAAACCACUUGGCGAAGUACAGCCCUACCCAACAGACCCUGCACAGAAAUGGACAAGGACUUACGUUGGCCCAGUCAAAAGAUGGACGCGACUUGAAUACCUGGUCGAUUAUUGGUUUGGUGAUAUGGAAAACCGCAGAGAAGUCUUCAAUGAAUUCAUGAAAUUGUGGUUCAACUUUCAGCUUUUACCUCCCAAGCUUCCACAAGGAUCCCACCAGUUAGAGGUGGCGCGGAACGGGUGGAUGUCCAGCGAUUUCACCCAGCAUGUUGAAAAUAAGUAUCGCCAUUGGUACGAGAGAUAUCAAGCUAUACGAACUAGAUCGCAAGAAUCAACUCUUAUAGAUAAAUCGAAGGCGUUCCGGUGGUUUCUUCCACGAGCCGACGGUGAGAUGCGCGUGUUACUCGGUCAUAUAUCGAACCAGAAAGAAUACCUCAUUAAGCAAGGAGAAUGCAUAUCAUUAUCGGAUUCUGGACUUCCAACCGAGGAUGAAAGUAAUAAUGAGCUACAGAACGGCGGUUGGCUACUUGAUGUUGGGGGCAUCGUCCUUUCUAUGGGAUGGGCUCCAGUCAAAGACCAUGCAGAUCAACUCCUAGCUAUGUCAGUCAUCCCAUAUUCGGACCAGGCCUUUUAUAGGGAUCUGAAUGAUGCACCAAAACCGUCAGAGCUGAAAGAGGGGACCAUUCAGAUUUGGAAAUUCAAGGCCGAAAAGGACUCUGGAGGGAUCAGUCGGCCGGCGCGAUCCUCUCCGGAAUUAAUACACGCAAUAUGCUUCUAUUGGGGAAGAGUAAAACGAAUACAGUGGUGUCCUGUCCCGCUCACCAUUACGCAUGGCAUAGCUCUCUUAGCUGCGUUGUGUGGAGAUGGGAAGUUGAGGAUCAUGGAGAUCAAGCGUGAUCCAGAGAGAGAUAGGAUUGGGACUUUUGAAGAAAUGCAGGACCCGAUGGUCACUAUAGAGCCUCCUAAAGAACAUACUCUGGAAAUAAACUGCUUUUCCUGGCUGAAUAUGAACCGUAUUGUCGUCGGCCUUUCUGACGGCUCCGUGGUAGUAUGGUCGGUUUCGCCCUUCCAGCAACUGCAACGCCACCCCGUUCACUCGAGCCCUAUAAUGGACAUCGUAUCCGGUUACCCCUCUAAACCCUUUCUUAUUGCAACGAUGCCUAUGGGGGGUGUAUUCACUUUGACCGACUUGAACCGACCUACCGCAGAGAAGACAUACCAUGGAAACCCGUUGGUUUCCCUUCAGCCAAACGUCCUUUCUUGGAGCGACCAUUUAAGGGGUUUCGCAUCUAUAUGGCCUACCUCGUUUCCGGGUACAUCAACCGUUUCUUUUGUACAUUCUCGGGUAUUCCCUCUUUCGCGUCAUAUAUGCACUGUAGAGGGCCAGACGAGCUGUCUUGCGUUUGGAACCUGUCACCCAUGCCUCCUCGUUGGAAGCUCAGAUGGAUCAGUCUGGACCCUCAACGUUAUGCGCAAAGUUUUAUCGCACAGGGAGAAAACACAUAAGAUCAAAAUCUUUCAGCAUGAAUACGCUGCACCUCCCUCUCCUAAUGCUACGAAUAACGAUGAUGAGCAAAUUCCGCCCCGUGGGGGAUGUCGUAUCCUCCAUGGAUUUCUACCUCAAGUCAAUUUUCAUCCCCUAGGCACGAGGAUCGCGAAGGAGAGUAGAGUCAAGCGUGCUAGAGGGGAGAAGAAAGCGGCUAAUAAGAAGGCCGAGAAGCCGGAGAAUGAAGAACCGUUUGAAGACCCAGCGGAAUCAGAUGAAGAUUACUUCACUAUGGUUCCAGCCCCUAUCGUCGUCCACGAGGCCCAAACCCGCAUUACGGCCUUGUGUUGGAAUCCGAACGUGGAGUUUAGCUGGUGGGCCGCGGCAGCAAUGGGGUCCGGGCUGGUGAGGGUCAUGGAUCUUGGCAUCGAAAAUAUGCAAGGGGAACCAGAAGAGCACUCUGAGGGACUCGAAUUGGCCGAGCCAAAUAUUGGCCGUGAUGAUGAUGGCCACAAUGGAAAUAUCGAAAUAGGGGAGAGCCCAGACGGCGAUUUCGAGUUAGUAGAAUAG
Messenger RNA from Daldinia childiae, 2193 nucleotides. Its product is annotated as Transcription factor tau subunit sfc6. The coding region runs from base 1 to 2193 and encodes 730 amino acids. Gene Ontology annotation, cellular component: transcription factor TFIIIC complex. The transcript is spliced from 2 exons. Gene Ontology annotation, molecular function: protein binding. Lineage: Eukaryota; Fungi; Ascomycota; Sordariomycetes; Xylariales; Hypoxylaceae. The record is from RefSeq and is a predicted model, not a curated record. Gene Ontology annotation, biological process: transcription by RNA polymerase III.